AUGGCAGCCAGACGUACACAUUUGCAUCCCGCCCUCAUCGGCCCCCGCGACCUGCUCCAAUCAAAAGCCGCUUCGCCGCAGUCUUCCGGGUCGCCGGAGAGCGUCGCGCCCCGCUCCUCUGCGCGCGGGCUAGUCGCUGCCGCGGCGCAAUGGUGCUCGGAGCGUACGCGCACACGUCGGCGUUUCGGGAAUCUCGGAGGAGCGGAUGCAAUGCCCGGGAACAUGAGCAAAGAAGAGGAUGCCCCGACGCGGAGCGCUUCUCUGACCUUCACCAUUGACAACAUCCUGAACCUGAAGCACGGGUCGUCGAAGGCGCAAGGGGACGCUCGGUGCAAGGGCGACGUGGAGGCGCGGUACGACGAGGCGUGGGACGUCCGGAGCAGGCAUGGCAGCGGGGCAGACGAGACAGCGCAAAAGAAGCCCAGAGUCCGCCGCGCCGACUCCGGGGAAAACACGUCGCUGCUGACCGACGGCUCCUGUCCAGGGGCGCAAGGUGCGCGCACAGCCGAGGACGCGUCCGAGCGUGCCCGCGCGGACUCUAAGGCCACGGUCAAGAAGAAGACGCGCACCAUCUUCUCCAAGAGACAGAUCUUUCAGCUGGAGGCCACUUUUGACAUGAAGAGGUACCUGAGCAGCUCGGAGAGAGCGUGCCUCGCCGGCUCCCUGCAGCUCACCGAGACGCAGGUCAAGAUCUGGUUUCAGAACCGCCGCAACAAGCUGAAGAGACAGCUAUCCACGGACAUGGAGGGGCCGCUGACCGCCGAGCACCUCUCAGAGGCGGGGGAAAAUGUGCAAUUACCGACUUUUUACAAAGACAGCAGCCUGCUGGGCGGAUGUUUGUUACCGAUGCCCUUCCCCGUCGUGUACCCGACUGCGACCGCUGCGCCUUACAUCUACUUCUCCAACACUGGCAAAUAUUUUGGCCUGUUUGAUGCAGACUGAGGAUUUCCUUUGCUCGGGAU
This is a messenger RNA of Pungitius pungitius (ninespine stickleback), 962 nucleotides long. RefSeq names its product homeobox protein HMX1-like. The transcript has 2 exons. Gene Ontology annotation, biological process: regulation of transcription by RNA polymerase II. The coding region runs from base 1 to 942 and encodes 313 amino acids. The record is from RefSeq and is a predicted model, not a curated record. Gene Ontology annotation, cellular component: nucleus. Lineage: Eukaryota; Metazoa; Chordata; Actinopteri; Perciformes; Gasterosteidae. Gene Ontology annotation, molecular function: DNA-binding transcription factor activity, RNA polymerase II-specific; RNA polymerase II transcription regulatory region sequence-specific DNA binding.